AUUAAACUUGCCCCCCCCCCCCGGUGGGUUCGUCCAAACUCUCUCCGCCGCCCUCCCCGCUGACGUUACGCACGCUGCCGUGGCGUGCCUGCGAGCUGAGAAACAUGGAGUCCUCCGCCUGGCACCUCCGAGCAGGGAUCCUACCGAAAAACCCGAGCGGCGACUAGAGACGACGGGCCAAGUUUGUGCGUCGGAGCCUCCGGCCAGCACCGGCGCGGCUCCUACAAGCUCCGGGCCCGGUCCGCAAACUAUGUCGGACGGCGCUUAGACGGUGUCAGGCUCGCUGUGCGACCCGCAAAACAGGCCGAUCACAACUCGGAGGAGGUUGCACAAUGUAGGCAGGCUGUUUGCCAGCGGGACUCCAUACUGUUCUCUGGGGGGGGGGGGAGCAUGGAGGCAGAUGGGCAACCCCUUACCCCAGGGACCAGCAACGGGCCCCUGUCCUACGGCUCAGCACGCAAUCCUGGCGCCCCCAACUUCCUCCACUGCAGCUUAGAGUCCUCGUGUUCUCCAAAUCUGGGCGACGGCUUGAUGACUUCUGAGUGCACAUGGGACCUGUCUGAGGAGGACGAGCCCGAGACGAGCGCCGCAGACCCGCAGAGGAGCGAGCAGAGGAGAUUCAAGUCCUCGGCCUUCCCUUCCUCUCUAAGCUGGGACUCGGACUCAGAGAAGGAAACCCUAGACGAGGAGGAGCUACAGAACUUUUCUAACCCUCACGGUCUGGCUACUCACAGCCCAGGAUCUCCUUCGACUGGACUCAGGCUUGAAGGGGAAGAUGACCAGGAAUUUGAGAAACUGCAUUCCUUCAAUAGUACGACUGGCACAUCCACCCCGGCAGAGGGGUGCAGCGACAACAAUGAGAGGACAAAGAAAGAGGAGCCAGAUACAAGGCAGCCCGGCCAAACAGAAUCAGCAGAUAACAGAGUCUGGAGUGUAUCGGAGGCUGCUGAGCCGUUUCUGUCCAAAGGGAAGCCAAAGGAAGAGGAGGCUGAAAGCGGCAAGGGAGAGACGAGGCCCAAGGGACAGGAAGCCAGGGAGCCCGAGAGAGAUGUUUACACCUUCCCUGGAGACUCCGACCCAGAGAGUCCGCCUCCUGCUCCGUGGGCCCACUGCACUUUCAUUCAGCGGUGCAGGAAGAAGAGGGCCCUGCUCAGGCCCUUCUCUGGAAUCGGAUCGCCCGAAUCUCAGAAGUUGGACAGACUGAGUCCUCAAGCCUCUAAAACCGACGAGACUCCAGCGCCCAGCCGAGCGGCGGGCGUUUACGAAUUUGAGGAAGUCGGCUUUGACGAGGGCGAGGCGAUCGGGUUCAGAGACGGAGCCGGGAAAGGAGUAGAGGAGGAGAAGAGCGAGUGGGGGUCCGGCAACGAGAUCUUCACGUGUGUGGAGUGUAGCAUCUACUUCAAAAAGCAGGUCCACCUGCAGGAGCACAUGGCCGAGCACUGCCAGACUUCGGCCGGGGCAAGCAGGCGCUCGGGGAAGGGCAGCCGUUUGCGGUGCGCCGAGUGCGGCUGGAACCUGCCGAACCGCCCGGCGCUGGCCGACCACCAAAGAAGGCACCAGGAGUCCCGUCUGAAGAUCCUGGAGGAGAUUGAGAAACUGAACGAAAACGAGACGGCGAAAGAGUCUGAAGCGCCGGAGAGCGGAGCGGCGAAGCGUGCGUGUGCUGACCCGACCGUUGCACAAUAUACCGGCCCGGCGCUGAAUCCAGGUGAAACGUCAGACAGAGAAGUGGAGAAAUCUCCUGCCCCCUCCGCCGCUGCAUUCUCGGUUCAGGACGCGGAUCUUGCCGUCGUCGACGUUCACUCAGUUCCCCCGAGUUCGGUCCGGAGCGCACCGCAGGCCCACCGCCGGCGCUUUGUCUGCAGCGAGUGUAACUUCAGCACAAGAACAUCCCAGGCUCUGGCUAAUCACUCCAAGAUUCACAAGAGGAAGAAGCAGAUCCUCCACCCCCACCCUGCUCAGAAAGCACUGAGGGAACAGCAGACUCUGGCUCGCCCAGAAAAGAUGUCAACCAAGCAGCAAAACGAGACCAGCCGCUCUUCAACGUCGAAUGCACAAAUCGUAAAAUCAGCCCCAGAUUGCCAUUACCUCUCUGAGUCCGAGUCCCUGCCCGGCGCCUCUCCUGUCAGAGGCCAUGGGGACAUCACUGCCUCCGAGGACAGCACAGCGUCGGACCGCGGUGCGGCUCGGCCCGAGUGUGUCGCGAGCAGGAGAUUCAGCGCGGCUGGAGAGCCUCACGUCGAUACGUCCAGGUUUGAUCCCGAGGCAGACGACGACACGUUGCCUGGGAGCGAAGCGGAAGAGCGGGAUAGUGAUCACAGCGAGGAACUUAAGCCGUCCCAGCGAGAGGCCAGCUCACCCGUGGGAAGGAAGCUGCACAACACGGAGGAGCCUUCACCACAGCAGGAGGCGGCCGUAUUCCCACCGGCCAAGAAGCGUGCAAAGGACCAAGAAGAAGACGAGGCGCAGAAAGGCAGAAGGGUUUUCUUUUUGAGGCGAAGCAGCAGGGUGACCGCGGCCCAGGCGCAAACCGAGAGCGACGACGACACUGACGGGGAGCACAUGCCAUGCUUCCUGUCGGAGGGGGUUUUCGGUGGAGACGAGGGCGAGAUGGACGAGGCCGCGGAGGCGCUGAGGAGCGUGGAGAGGAAAUGCCCCUACUGCCCCGAUCGAUUUCACAACGGGAUCGGUCUGGCCAAUCACGUGCGAGGACACUUGAAGCGAGUGGGCGUCAGCUACAACGUGCGUCACUUCAUCUCCCCCGAGGAAGUCAACGCCAUCGAGAAGAAGUUCUCCUACCAGAAAAAGAAGAAAAAAGUUGCCAACUUUGACCCAGACACAUUCAGCUUGAUGCACUGCGAGUUCUGCAGCGCUGGCUUCGACACGCGUGCCGGCCUGUCCAGUCAUGCCCGGGCUCACCUCCGUGACUUUGGGAUCACUAACUGGGACGUUACCAUCUCACCUAUCCACAUUCUGAGGGAGUUGUUCUCCAGCAGGCCAGACCUGGUGAUCCCCACAGAUCCCCCGCGCAGUCUCGCCAGCUCUUCAGAGGAAGAAGAAGAUGAGGAUUGCGAUGAGGGGGACUCCAAGGACGGAGGGAUUAUUAAAGUAAAGGUUGAAGGGGAGACGAUUGAGAAGACCCCCCAUCCCUCUGGCUCCCUUGCCCCGUGUUCUGGAGAUCGUGAACACAGGAAGAAGAAGGAAGUAGUGGAAGACUCUGAAGGUAAUGAUGAAGCGGCUGAUGAAGAGGAUGAGGAGGGUCACCGGCUUACUGCACUUGAUGGUCUGUGCUCCAGUCCUGGAAAAAAGGACAGUCUAUCUCUGAGGGAGGAUGUAGACGGCAAGGUCCAGAAGUGGAAGUGUGAGGUCUGUGACUCUCAGUUCGAGAGCAGGCGCGGACUCUCCAUCCACUCUCGCGCUCACUUGCGCCAGCUGGGCUUCACCGUCUCUGAGAGCGGGGGCUCGGCCAUCGACCUGCUCCACCAGAUAGCCAUGGAGCGCAGCAUCGACGGCAAAAUAAGCUCGUCCCUGCUCACGCCCAAGAAACCCUCCCAGCCCGUUUCCCUGAAAGAUGAAAAGAUGGAGGACAUGGAGUUGGAUGAGAAACCCAUCCCUCUCUCCUUAUUGGCUAAAGCAGCGAAGGCAGUGCCCUCUGGCUCUGCGACGCCCACACCUUCUCCGGGGGCCUCUCCGGCUCCAGCUCACUCCAACUCACCUUCCUCAGUAGUGAAGAAAGCCCCCAUUUCCUCUCUGCUGCCCGUGUCUUCCCCUUUGCGCUCACCAGAGCACAAGGUCGGGGGACUGAAAAGCCUGACCGCUAACCUGUCUGCUGCCUCCGGCUCCGCAACAUCCAAACCACUUUGGGCUCCCCAGGAGAACGAUGCUCCUCUCAACCUCACACUGGACGCGGACUCCGAUAAGGACAUCGUCUGUCAGCUGUGCGGCGCCUGGUUUGAGACUCGUAAAGGCCUAUCCAGCCACGCACGGGCCCACCUUCGACAUUUUGGCGUUGAGUACUCCGAGUCCAAGGGCUCUCCUAUAGAGCUCCUGAGCCAGCUCAUGGACACAGAUGACUUCAAGCACAAAGCGAGUGCCCUGGAGCUGGACUGUCCCUCGGAAGCACAGGACGUCACCCCGGCGCCUGCCCCCGCCAAGCAGUCCCUGCUGACGCUCUCCUCUUCUUCCUCUGCGCCCCUCCUCUACAAGGUGACCACAGUUGGGGGCGGGUCGAAAGCUACCUCUUCCUCCGCCUCGUCUCUACCGGCCCCACCCGCCAAGCGUCUCAAGACCUCUUCCAUGCAGGUCUUCCGCCUCAGCAGUGGCGAGCUGAUGGCCCUUCCUCACAAUGAUCCUCCAAAGGAGAUCGGCUGUGAAUACUGCGGGGAGUAUUUUGAGAAUCGCAAGGGACUUUCCAGCCAUGCCCGCUCCCACCUGCGCCAAAUGGGGAUCACCGAGUGGUCUGUCAACGGGUCGCCAAUCGACACGCUGCGGGAGAUCAUCACAAGACGGGGCCUGCCCUGCGCUCUUCCUCUCAAGCCUCUCAAAACCCCCCCGCCGUCCUCUCCAGGACCCCCUCGUUCUCCUCUGUCGGCUUCCUCGUCUCCCUCGGCCACGCUCCUCGGCCGCCUGCCUUUUGCCUUCGCCCGCCCGUCCAGUCCUCCUCAGUCGGCGAUGUCAAAGUCCGGCUCGGCUCCUCCAAUGUCUUCGAGCAGCCUGACUCUCAAGCCAAAGCCGGAGCCGGUCCAGGUGGAGGUCACUGCGCCCGGGUCUGUGGGAAGGUCCGGAGGGUUUCCUGUUGAGUCUCCGAACUCAAACUGGAGCAAUCCUGACAAAGCUUACCCCCUUAAUCUAGCCAUGGGCCACGAAGUGGAGCCUACGAGGGACAUUCGAUGCGAGUUCUGCGGGGAAUAUUUUGAGAACCGCAAAGGUCUAUCCAGCCACGCGCGCUCCCAUCUGCGGCAAAUGGGCAUCACAGAGUGGUCUGUCAACGGCUCGCCCAUCGACACCCUGAGGGAAGUCAUGCACAAGCGAGGGUCUGGGGGCUCGUCUCGCUCGGACCAGGGAGUGAAGAGAGAGUCCCGCCAGGGGACCAACAGUCCCUUGUGGGAAAACGUGGGAGGAGCUAGGGGCUCAGAAGCUUUGGGUAUUUCAGGGUACCAGUCCUCCAAAUUCCACAAAUCUCCUCUCAGUUUGGUGCAGUCCGGGUCAAGGAUCCUUAAGCAGGGUCCGCCCGCCACCCAACCUGCAGGGAAGAUGUUCCGGUUGUCCCCACUGGGCAAAAGGCUUUCCUCAGAGCGGGCCCAGUCAGCGGAGACUGCUGCUUCACAAGCACACCGACUUAAGACUUUCCCAUCCCUUCCACAUGAUUUCUCCUACAAAAGAAAACCCUCCCCAGAAAAGCACGGACACCAGGACCCCAGCUGUGAGCUGUGCGGCUUCUACUUUGAGAAUCGUAAAGCUUUAGCCAGCCAUGCGCGAGCCCACCUCAGGCAGUUCGGUGUGACCGAGUGGUCCGUGAAUGGAUCGCCCAUAGAGACGCUGAGCGCGUGGAUACGCAGCAGACCACAGAAGGUCCUGGAGAUGCACCGCAACUACAUGCAGGGUAACCGCUCCACCCUGAAGAAGAAGGCCCAGUCCUCGUCCACUCAGUGGUCUUCUUCCUUGGCUGCUGGCCUGGCUCGACCGCGCAGCCAGGAACUCCGCCAGGGGUCCUCAGAGGCCGGCGACGUGGAAUCUGGUAUCGCCUCACGGCCGGGUUCGGUCAGGGCCGGGGGCAGCAGCCCCACCCUCUCGCGCCUCGGCAGCAGCCUUCAAGCACAGGUGGCCCGCAGCGAGCUGAAUGUCCGCCUGCCAAGAGGUUUCGAGCGUCGGCCUUUGAAGCACCCAUCCUGCCCAGACGGCGCCGACAGGGACAGCGGCUCCCCAAAGCCCCCACGCACAGGCACCGUCCCCUCCCUGGUGCCCAAACCGCCCUCCUACCCACUGGUCAAACUGGUGGGCAAGUUCUACACCCUGAAGUGCCGGUUCUGCGAGGUGGAGUUCCACGGCCCACUGUCGGUGCAGGAGGACUGGAUCCGACACCUCCAGCAGCACAUCUUCAAGAUGAACUACAAGAAGCCCGCCGCUCUAAAAGCGGCCCCCGCUGAUGGCCACGCCCUGGCUGACAACUCCGCCCCGGUCCAGGCCUCUGUACCGGCCUCGGACUCCAGUUCAAGAACUGCCUCCACCCCGACCCGCUCCACGGCCCCCAACAGCCGCUCCUCCACGCCCGUGGCAGAGUUCGCUCCUGCCAUAACUGCCAGUGAGAUCACAAAGGUCUCAGAGGAGCAGUCCGCCAUGAUUCCAACUCCCAUUCCUCUUCCCACCCAGGUGGUGUGAGCUGAAAGCUCCUCACGCAUUGUUACGCGCCCGCCUUUUGUUUCCCCCCCCCCCGUCGCUGUUCGUCCGCCACUUUCCUUCCUUUCACCUUCUGAAAGCGUUGUUAGGGAGGAGCUUUCUGCGCCGUAAGAGCCGUUUUGAAGCCCCAAGCACCUUUGAAGCAUCUCUCGACUGUUCCUAAGUCCAGUUGCCAUGGGAACGAAGCUUUCCUGGCUCCGCUGUGGAUAAAGGAGGGUGGUAAUGGGGACUGUCCAAGGUCAUGAUGAGAAAUCAAAUACUACUUUGUGUUUGCCUUGUUUAUACUGAAUGUUCAGACGUUACUGUACCUUUCCCGUUCACUGGGGGAGAGUAAGAGGCUCAUAUGAACCCUUUAUCGUGCUUUAACUGGCCCGGCUACUACAACUCUCCCCCCACCCCCCCUUCUUAUAUGAACACGACUUGUAAGAUGGCGAGCCUUUCUUUCUUAAAAGUUCCUGACUGAGAUUCAAAAAGACGUUUCUAAUCAUGCCGGUCUCGCAGCCGAGACGUUAAAUGUGUGGUAACACUUGGUGUUAACGAGGCACUUUUUAAAUUUGACACUGUCACACUGCACUUAAUGGGACACAAUUUACACGUGUUAAGGUGGACUGUUGGUACAAGAGAUGGAAGCACACAAGUGAGGGAAAGCAAUCACUCAUGUUGACCUUUUUAGAUGGAACGCCGUCCCCCAAAGCAUACAUACUGUACAUUCAGCUUGAAUGUAGCACCUAUUUUGACCUUAUACGCACAUUCAUACACAAACAUACAGUCCUUUGCAAAAGUAUGCUCACCCUUUGAACUUUCUGAUUUUGUCCUGGUCCCCUGUUAUAAACCUUAAUGCUUUUUAAUGUGGUUUUAUGUGAUACACCAGCACCCUAACUCUGAUACCCAAAAUCUAUUGUGAUCUAUAGCUGUCAGAGGUCACCUAAUUAAUGAUCGGCGUAGAUGGUUAUUAUGUAUUUAUUCUGAAUUCACAUAAGGGAUCUGUUUUCAGGGCUGCUACUACGUGUGCACCCCACACAUUUCGCCUUGGUAGAAAAAUGGCAAGAAAAAAAAACUUUAGUUGAAAGAAAGAGCAGACACGCCUCUGGUCAGAUAAGACCAAAUCAAACUACUUGACUUGGAUGCAAAAUGUUAAAUCCAUCCAUCGUUUAUUCCCAUUUAUCAAUGUAGGGUUGUGGGGGCUGGUGCAUUAGUCCAUCAUAGGGACAAACAACCAUUCACCUACACACUUCUACCUUAGAGAGAUUUAGAGAGACCAGUUAACCUAGCAUGCAUCAGCAGGAGUACCCUGAGAGAACCCAUGCCUGCACAGGGAAACAGUGCUGACUUUCAGCAGAAAGGAUUUUAACCUGGGAACUUCUCCUGGCUUGAGAACUGAAUUGCGCCUCCAAAAUGUUACGUGCUUCUCUUCAGUUCUGGUUAUUUAUACAGCUCCGAUUUACAAUGAAUGUUGUCCUAAGGUGCUUUAUGAAAUACAAGCCAAAAAAUUGCAAAAAACAUCCCAUUUAUUCACAAAUUUAUGAAUUUAUUUCAGUCCAAUUACACAGAUUGAUUCAAAGUCAGUUCCAUGCUUUCCAAUUCCCUCCUUGUUAUAAAACUAGGAAAACGCCAACAGGACCUGGCUCAGCGUGACCGACGGAGGGAUAGAGAGGACAGAGCAGACACACACGAGACUGAAGCACUGAUCUAGGAUUAUUUUCUAUGUUAGCUGGGACAGGGGAGCUGGUCACAGUUGAUGGGGAAACUGGAUGGAGCUAAAUACAGGGCAGCCCUGGAAGGAAACCUGUUGGAAACCACAGAAAACUGGAGACCCUAAACAUACAGCCAGAGCUGCAGUGGAAUAAUAUUAACACUGAAGAAUAUUACAGCUUUAGACCUAAGUCAAACUGAACAUCUGUCAAGACUAAGAAAAAAUGUUAACAGAUGCUUUCCCUCCAAUCCAACCGAGUUUCAACUAGUCUGCAAACGAGGAUUUAGUAAAGAUGUCCGUCGCUAGAUGUGCAGAACAGGUAGAGGCGUACUGCUAAAGACUUCCAGCUUUAAAUGCAGUGGAAGUUCUAAAACCUACAGAAGUGGAGGUUUUUCCAGAUUUUUAUUAAAAAAAUAAAAUAAAAUCAUGCAUCACUUUCCUUCAACUUCACAAUCAAGCACUACUUUGUGUUCGUAUCCCAAUAAACCACGUAGAAGUUGUGAUGUGAAAAAGAAGUUUAAGGGGUUUGAAUACUUUUGGAAGGUGCAUUACACAGUACACACAUUCAUGGCCAAACCCAUGCUCCCUAAUAUGAUUCUACUGAUGGUUGUGCCUCUCUUCCUGCUACGGCCCCACAGAGCAGAACCGACUGCUGAAGGCCUUCCAGCCUCGACGUUUGACAAGUCGGGUCAAAGCGCGCUCGGUCGCUCAUUUCAGCUCGUCCAUUCACGGUGUUGCCAUGUUCUUCCUGCCUUUCUCUACGUAACCCAAAAUCAUGUAUUUAUUAUUUAGCAUCUGAAUGUGGGAAGUCCAAUUCUGUUUAAAGCAGAAGUACAACGGGAGUGUGUGUGUGUGCGUCUGCGUUAGUCUGUACAUUUUUGUACAUUCACUACAAAUGUGUCAUUUAAAAAAAAAAAAAAAGAAGAAGCAAACACGAUUCAAGUAAAGCUGCUUGACGGAAAGACGCCUCCUUGGUUAAAAAAAAAAACGGACUCGCCUGUCCGUCCUAGAGUCCAGUCAGGACUCGAUAUGCAUCCGUGGUUGCGAGGAUGUGCCAAAGAGCCUGUUUACUUCCAUAUCUUGCCUCUGUAAAAGCUGUUUACGUUGGACCUGAUGGUGGACAGCGAGCACACACAAUGGACAACAGUGGACUGGAACCGCGUUUGGCAUAAUCCUGCUUCCUUAAAAGACCUCAUGAGACGGCCGUCGUUACUGUAGAGUUCUAUUUAUUCCAGUCGCAAACCAAACGUGGGUUAAAAAAGGGGCGGGGCUCUCGAGCCCUGCCAGUCCACAUUCAGAAACAGGUGAACCUCUGGAUCGGGAGGCUGUGAUCUGAGCUCUGUUUCUUUAUUUUUUUUGUUGGCUUUAGGUUACCGUGUUCAGACGUUAAAGAGACAUAUAAAGGGUCCACGUAGGUCGUUGAGAUUUUAGAGUCUGGUCCAGUGUUUCCCAUGCUUAAAUCGUGACUGUUCGAUCCAAAUGAUUCCUCCAUUCCCUGUUAUGGACUAUAUACAUAGCUAUAUAACUUCAUAUACUUAAAGAAACUGCUGGUGCUAAUAGAGCGGUCAGCAUUUCUGUUAGCAAAGUAGUUACAACAAGUGAUCUUAAAUUCCUUUCUUGUGAUUUGAUUUCAACAUUUGAUGCUUUGUAUUUUUACGGAUCUGUGUGUUUUAUGUAAUUGCAGUCCUGCGGAGGUGACUCUUAGGGUGUUUCUUUUUUUUUUCUUUUUUUUUUUUUAUCUCAUGUUAGUUUCUCCAAGCUGAAACUCGGUGCUGGUGGGAAUGGUGGCGACUGAUCACAUCUUGUCAUCAGAACACUCUUAAAUAUGAGUCCAUAGAGGGGGGGGGGGGGGGGGGGUUGCGCUUUUCCAAGUGGACUUUGGCUCCUCCUUCGCUGCAUUCAGAGGGAAAAGGCCCAGAGGGCGUACCUGGCAGAGCCUCAGCUGGUGCAACUUGCUGUUCUGUGUGCGAGUGUGUGUAUGCUUUAUGUUUGAGUGUCUUUCAAUAGCAGCUGAGGAAGAAGCAGUACUGUACACAAAGGGUAAUGUUUUAAGUGAAUCGACUCCAGAACAAAAAAAAAUAAAUGUGAUUUCAAUUUCA
This is a messenger RNA of Fundulus heteroclitus (mummichog), 10188 nucleotides long. RefSeq names its product protein Wiz (gene wizb). The transcript is spliced from 17 exons. Bases 391 to 6378 code for a protein of 1995 amino acids. Lineage: Eukaryota; Metazoa; Chordata; Actinopteri; Cyprinodontiformes; Fundulidae. Gene Ontology annotation, cellular component: nucleus. Gene Ontology annotation, molecular function: DNA-binding transcription factor activity, RNA polymerase II-specific; RNA polymerase II cis-regulatory region sequence-specific DNA binding. Gene Ontology annotation, biological process: regulation of transcription by RNA polymerase II. The record is from RefSeq and is a predicted model, not a curated record.